AUGAGUGAAGUUUGUUCUGAGCUACUAAGUCAAAUUUCGUAUAUCGCUCAUCGGAUUCUGACAACUAGAGUUGACGUUGUCGAUUACAAAUUUACUUACCUAGAUCUAGCUUUGACCGCCGAUCGUAUCAUGGGUGUUUUAUAUCAAAAAAAAUUAUCUUAUCGUCAUGGCCAGCAUAAACAGUCUGAUAAUUCGCCACCGGUAGCAAGUGCUACCGGUCAAGUCUUAAACUUUACUACCACUCCUACUAUUAAGCGUAAACAAGGAAAUAAUUACAAAAGAACUGGCCGAUUAGUUACCAUUAAUGUCGGCUAUUAUGCGAAAAAUGAGGACCAAUAUUAUACAUAUCGUAUGUGCCACCCUGAAACAAAGGAAUUAUGCUUUUACUGUCAUGAAUAUCUCGAAAAUCAGGCUGUUGAGAUGAAUAAGAACAGAUAUCAUCUGGAAUGCUUCGAUGAGUAUAUACUGAGUAAAAUAUCAGACGGACUUCAGACUACGGCCAGUUCUGAUCAAAAAUCCGACACGGUUUCUUCCAUGGACUACGUAAUGAAAAAUUUUUUGUCAAAAUGUGGCGGCUGUCAAAAAGAAAUUGAAGAUUAUCAUGGAAUAUUCGCCCUAGAACAGCAAUGGCAUCCUUCCUGCUUUAAAUGCCAUCAUUGCGGCAAACUGCUAAAUGAAGAUUAUGCUGGAAGAAAUCGCAAGCCUUAUUGCUUGGAUGAUUUUCGGCAGCUAUUUGGUGUAUUCUGUACUGGGUGCCAGCAUUACAUUGAUGGAGAAUUUCUUGAGAUUGGCGAGAACAACUUUCAUACAGCCUGCGCCGUCUGCAUAAAAUGUAAAAAACCUUUUCUCGAGGAAAUUGAAGCUGUUGUUAUCAACGAUAAAUUAUGGCAUAAAGAAUGCCAAUACCUUGAAGAUGACGAUACUAAACGUUCAUUACCGACGGCUACGCGUGCAGAAGUCUCGUCUAAAUUAGAGAGUCCUGCUAGUCCAAUCAGUAAACCAACCUUUACGAAUUUGGUUGUGCUAAGAUGUGCAAGUACCGAACAAUUGCAAAAUAUUGGUCAGCGAGGGCGUACCUAUAGUGAUUCCGCUGCUUUCAGUGACAUUCAAAAUCCAAGUCGUUGCCGAACAGUAACUAUUAACGGCCGCGUAAUGCUAGGCAACAGAGAUGGUUCUUGCAGUCCUUCUAGUUCACUGCCUGAUCGUCAGAUAAGUCAUAGGAGAAACAGAAUUUCAGAUCCAGUUUCAUCGACAUCGCUGGUAGAAGCUAUAGCUACACCACCAUCCAGGAGGAGGCUGCAUAGUGCCACCACCAGCUCAACUAGCAGCGCCGUAAAAACUAGUCUAAUUCUGCACAAAGGCAAUUUCAGUAACAGCAAGAGUCAGGUUCCAACAUUACAAUCUAGCCCUUUGAGUCAGCGAAAAACUAGUAUGUAUCUAGAUUGA
Molecule: messenger RNA, 1446 nt
Organism: Trichoplax adhaerens
Lineage: Eukaryota; Metazoa; Placozoa; Uniplacotomia; Trichoplacea; Trichoplacidae
Exons: 9
Coding region: 1-1446 (481 amino acids)
Biological process (GO): lamellipodium assembly
Cellular component (GO): actin cytoskeleton
Molecular function (GO): actin filament binding
Source: RefSeq, a predicted model, not a curated record